AUGGCCGAAAAUCCCGCCAUUCCACCACGCCUUGCUCCAUACAUGCUCGGCACUUCGCCACGAGACUCUCUACCGAGCGAAAAGUCUCCAAAGCCAUUGCGCCAUACAUGGCUCAGUCGACCUCACGGGGAACCAGCGUCAUGGAAGCGCAUCGAGAUUUUGAAUAUCACCACCAACCUCCCACCCAUCACAGCUUCAUCGCCCAUACCGCCUGAAAUCCAAGCAGCAUUGCAUAUCGAAGCACUAUUCACUGCCGUGCGAGACGUCCUCGCGGUCAUCGUGUAUCCCGGCGCGCCGAAGAACAUCGGUAGACUCAACUUGCGUGUAUUCGGCACUGAGGUGGAGCGCAUGGUGUCGAGGGCGUUUUUGAAGAAAUUUGGCAUCGAGACGAGUGUGGUUGGGCCGCGGACGAAGAGGCUGUUGAGCUUUUUUGAAAGAGUGGUGUAUACAGGGGACGGGAUGAAUAUCUGGGACUCGGAGUGGAAAAUUCGGCAGAUAGGCGGGAAGUGGGUGGUUAGGGCGAUAAAUUUUGAGGAGUUGUAG
Messenger RNA from Parastagonospora nodorum SN15, 543 nucleotides. RefSeq lists its product as hypothetical. NCBI's taxonomy places the organism in Eukaryota, Fungi, Ascomycota, Dothideomycetes, Pleosporales, Phaeosphaeriaceae. The record is from RefSeq and is a predicted model, not a curated record. The transcript has 2 exons. Bases 1 to 543 code for a protein of 180 amino acids.